UGUAUAGUCGUAUACGUGGGGGGUUUUUCACUGAAAAAUAAAUUCUCCUAUACCGCGCUGUUUCUUCUCUUCUCGCCCCGUAUCCCCGGCGGCAAGGCAAGCUGCCAAGAAUGGCGACGAGCUAGCAUGAGCGAGGCGACGACAAGGGGACAGCAGUAACAGCACCAGCACCAGCAAAUUCCUUUCUCUCUCCUCACGCGCCGCCGGGCCGGUGCCGUUGCGUCGCUUUGCUGGUCGCCUUUGUCUCGCUCUCUAGCUGGCAUUCUCGUUCUGGCACGCUCGUCCCUCACGCACAGCUUUGUCUCCACCCUCCACUGCCACUGCCAUUGCAACCGCCCCGCCGCUGGCCGUCCUCCAUCUCCCCUGACGAUCUGUGCGCGCGCCAGCGUCGCCCGACGAAGAAAGGAUCCCUGACUGACGGGAGCGACGCCAGGCCAAUCAUCAACGCGCCCCCAUUCUGCUGCGUUGCGCAUUGCGCGCGACGUGUUCGUGGAAAGGCCCGGGAGGGACGAUGAUGCGGGACCUCACCUGCUUCGGGGACGCCAGCGUCCAGAUCGCCGACGCGGCGUCCUCGUCCUCGUCCUCGGGCACCGGCGGCGGCGGCGCGCGCGGACGCGGCAAGGCCCCCGCGGCGGCGCGGAGCCGGGUCACGUGCCUCUACCACGCGCGGCUCGCCGGCCGGCCCUGCGCGCUCUCGGUCACGUGGACCAGGGGCGGCGGGCUCGCGGGGCAGGCGGCGGCGGUCAGCGUCGUCGCCGUCGACGCCGCGUCCGGGGACCGCCUGUGCCGGGCCGACGUCAAGCCGUGGCUCUUCGCCAAACGCAAGGGUUCCAAGAGCCUCGACGUCGCCGCGUCCAGCGGCGCCGCCGGCAGCACCAAAGUCGACGUGUUCUGGGACUUGUCCGGCGCCAGGUUCGGCCCCGCGCCCGAGCCGCUGGAAGGCUUCUACGUCGCGGUGGUGUGCGACCGCGAGAUGGUGCUCCUGCUCGGCGACAUGAGGAAGGAGGCGUACCGCAAGACGGGCUCUGGCCGGCCUGCCGUCGACGCGCUGCUCGUGGCCAGGAGGGAGCACGUUGUCGGCAAGAAGGUUUUCUCCGCAAUGGCUCAGUUCUGCCACCAUGGCCGGUGCCAUGACAUUGUGAUAGAGUGUGACACUGCCAGCGCGAAGGAUCCCUCUCUUGUGAUCCACAUCGACAGGCGGCCGGUCAUGCGGGUGAGGCGGCUGGCGUGGAAGUUCAGAGGGAACCAGACGAUUCUGGUGGACGGGUUGCCUGUGGAGGUGUUCUGGGAUGUCCAUGGCUGGCUCUUUGGCUCGGCAACAAGCAGCGCAGUGUUCAUGUUCCAGACAUGCCAAGCGCCUGAGAAGUCCAUGUCGUGGGCGUAUUUGCAGAUUUUUAAGGAGCAUCAGUUGCAAGGGCAUGGUUUCUCUUUGAUAAUACAUGCAUGGAAGGUUGAGUAGGAGUGUGCAGGAGAAAGUCCAAAUCAGGG
This is a messenger RNA of Panicum hallii, 1488 nucleotides long. RefSeq lists its product as uncharacterized. Bases 512 to 1459 code for a protein of 315 amino acids. The transcript is spliced from 2 exons. The record is from RefSeq and is a predicted model, not a curated record. Lineage: Eukaryota; Viridiplantae; Streptophyta; Magnoliopsida; Poales; Poaceae.